AUGGCUCAGAUGGUUGGCACAGACGAGAUAGAGUCAUUGAGAGUUGAGUUGGCGGAGAUAGGAAGAAGCAUUAGAUCAUCUUUCCGGCGUCAUACCUCAAGUUUCCGAAGCAGCUCCGGAUUGAGUUCUACGAAGGGUGAUGCUGAAGCUGAUCAAUAUGCUUUGGAGUGGGCUGCAAUUGAGAGAUUGCCUACAUAUGACCGGCUGAGAUCAUCCUUAUUUGAUAAGGAUGAUGAGGAUGCUGGUGGUACUGAUAAUGCAGGAAAACAGGUGAUCGAUGUUACCAAGCUUGGAGCUCUAGAACGGCAUGUGUUCAUAGAGAAGCUCAUCAAACACAUUGAGAAUGACAACCUUCGAUUGCUGCGAAAAAUUAGAAACCGAAUAGACAAAGUUGGUGUAAAAUUGCCCGCUGUGGAAGUGAGAUACAAAAAUCUGCGGGUGGAAGCAGAGUGUGAAGUAGUACACGGCAAGCCCCUUCCAACACUCUGGAAUACUGUUAAAAGCAUGCUCUCUGACUGCGCUAAGCUGCCAGGUUCAAAGUCACGUCAAGCCAAGAUAAACAUCAUCAAUGACGUUAGUGGUAUCAUCAAGCCCGGAAGGGUAACUCUACUGCUUGGGCCCCCAGGUUGUGGGAAGACCUCCCUUUUAAAGGCUCUGUCAGGGAAUCUAGAUCAAUCUCUCAAGCUUACUGGGGAAAUUUCCUAUAAUGGAUACAAACUAGAAGAGUUUGUUCCACAAAAGACUUCAGCUUAUAUUAGCCAAAAUGACGUGCACAUUCCUGUCAUGACUGUGAGGGAAACACUGGACUUUUCAGCCCGUUGUCAGGGUGUCGGAAGCCGGGCAGAGAUUAUGAUGGAAAUCGGUAAAAGGGAGAAGGAAGCUGGAAUUGUUCCGGAUCCAGAUAUAGACACUUACAUGAAGGCAAUUUCUGUUGAAGGACUAAAAAGCACAAUUCAAACAGACUACAUACUAAAGAUCCUUGGACUUGAUAUCUGUGCUGACACUCUAGUUGGAGAUGCAUUGAGAAGAGGCAUAUCUGGUGGUCAGAAAAAGAGAUUGACUACAGGGGAGAUGAUUGUAGGUCCUACAAAAGCUCUGUUAAUGGAUGAAAUCACAAAUGGGUUAGAUAGUUCCACUGCAUUUCAAGUUGUUACUUGUCUUCAGCAGCUGGUGCAUAUCACAGAUGCUACAGUACUGAUUUCGCUUCUUCAGCCAGCACCAGAAACCUUUGAUCUUUUUGAUGACCUCAUUUUAAUGUCAGGAGGAAAGAUUGUGUAUCAUGGUCCACGUGAUCAUGUUCUAGAGUAUUUUGAGGAUUGCGGUUUUAAGUGUCCUGAGAGGAAAGGGGUUGCUGAUUUUGUCCAAGAGGUUAUCUCUAGAAAAGAUCAAGCACAAUACUGGCAUCGCACAGAAGUACCUUACAGUUAUGUUUCAGUUGACAUGUUCUCUAGGAAGUUCAAGGAGUCUCCUUAUGGAAAGAAGCUAGAUGAGGAGCUCUCAGAGCCAUAUGAUAAAUCCCAAAGCCAUCAAAAUGCUCUUUCCUUUAGUCCAUAUUCUCUUUCUAAAUGGGAACUUUUUAGAGCUUGUGCGUCAAGGGAACUUCUUCUCAUGAAAAGGAGUUCUUUUAUCUAUAUAUUCAAAACAACUCAGGUUACUAUUGUUGCAUGUAUCACGAUGACUGUAUUUUUACGGACUCGCAUGGAUGUUGAUGUUACUCAUGCAAAUUACUAUAUGGGUGCCCUGUUUUUUGCUCUUAUCAUCUUUCUUGUUAAUGGGAUCCCAGAGUUGUCCAUGACUAUUCAAAGGCUUGAAGUUUUCUACAAACAGAAAGCAAUGUGUUUCUACCCAGCUUGGGCUUAUGCUAUUCCAGCAAGUCUUCUAAAGAUUCCUCUUUCAUUUGUGGACUCUAUAGUUUGGACAACUCUUACAUAUUAUGUUAUUGGGUAUACUCCUGAGGCCCAGAGGUUCUUCCGCCAGUUUGUUCUACUUUUUGCAGUGCACUUAUCUUCAUUAUCCAUGUUCCGUUUCCUGGCCUCGGUAUUUCAGAAUAAUAAUGCUUCGAUGACAGCUGCUAGUUUUGCAAUAUUACUUCUCGUAACAUUUGGCGGCUUCAUCAUCAAAAAAUCUUCUAUACCUGUUUGGUUGAAGUGGGGCUUCUGGGUUUCUCCCCUGACGUAUGGAGAGAUAGGCCUUUCUGUAAAUGAAUUUCUUGCCCCAAGAUGGCAGAAGAUGUUGUCCACAAACAUUACAAUAGGGCUAGAAAUACUUGAAAGUCGAGGACUAAACUUUAAUGGAAACCUAUAUUGGAUAUCAGUUGGUGCCUUAUUUGGAUUUGCAUUAGCUUUCAACAUUGGAUACAUCCUGGCCUUAAGUUUCUUGAAGUCUCCUGGAUCAUCUCGUGCUAUUAUUUCGCAUGAAAAGCUCUCCAAAAUUCAAGGAAGUGAAGAUUCACACCAUGAUGCCCAUGUGGACAAAAAAUCUAGAAAUUUUCCUCCACAUACUAAUAUGGAACCAAAUAAAGGCAGGAUGGUCUUACCUUUUACACCCUUAACAGUAGUGUUUCAAGAAGUGCAAUACUAUGUUGACUCCCCCUUGGAAAUGAGGGAAAGGGGAUUCACCAACAAAAAACUCCAACUUCUUUCUGAUAUUACCGGUGCAUUGAGGCCUGGUGUUCUUACAGCAUUAAUGGGUGUCAGUGGAGCUGGGAAAACAACUCUUCUGGAUGUUCUAGCAGGAAGAAAGACCGGUGGCUAUAUCGAAGGGCAAACAAAGAUUGGAGGGUAUCCCAAGGUUCAAGAAACGUUUGCUAGGAUAUCUGGUUACUGUGAGCAAACUGAUAUACAUUCUCCUCAAAUCACUGUAGAAGAAUCGGUGAUCUUUUCUGCUUGGCUCCGUUUAUCUCCUGAGAUAGACUCAAAAACUAAAGCUGAAUUUGUGGAUGAAGUCCUGGAGACCAUUGAGCUUGAUGAAAUAAAGGAUGCCUUAGUAGGAGUAACUGGAGUUAGUGGUCUAUCAACAGAGCAGCGUAAGCGGCUUACAAUAGCUGUGGAGUUUGUUGCCAACCCCUCUGUUAUCUUCAUGGAUGAACCAACAACGGGUUUGGAUGCAAGAGCAGCUGCAAUUGUGAUGCGAGCAGUGAAGAAUGUAGCUGAUACAGGAAGAACAAUUGUUUGUACUGUCCACCAACCUAGUAUUGACAUAUUUGAAUCAUUUGAUGAGCUAAUCCUUCUAAAAACUGGUGGACACAUGAUAUACUCUGGACCAUUAGGACAGCAUUCAAGUAGGGUUAUAGAAUAUUUUGAGGGUAUUUCGGGAGUUCCAAAGAUUAGAGAUAAUUAUAAUCCAGCAACGUGGAUGUUAGAGGUCACUUCUAUAUCUGCAGAAGCUGUACUUGGUGUAGAUUUUGCCCAGAAAUACAGGGAAUCUACUUUAUAUGAGAACAACAAAGAGCUUGUGAGGCAGUUGAGCACUCCACCUCAUGGUUCAAGAGAUCUGCAUUUUCCUACCCGCUUUUCACAAAAUGGUUGGGGACAAAUCAAAUCUUGCCUAUGGAAACAGCAUUUGUCUUAUUGGAGGAAUCCUGCAUACAACUUGAUGCGGAUCAUGCAUUCGUUUGUAACAGCUUUAAUAUUUGGGGCAUUAUAUUGGAACCAAGGAAAAAAAUUAAAUAACCAGCAGAACUUAUUCAAUGUAUUCGGUUCAAUGUAUGCUGCUGUGAUCUUCUUGGGUAUAAAUAACUGUACAACAGUUCUACAACAUGUUGCAACAGAGCGAACCGUUAUGUACCGGGAAAGAUUUUCAGGGAUGUACUCUUCAUGGGCUUAUUCAAUUGGACAGGUGAUAGUGGAAGUUCCCUAUCUUUUCACCGAAACUGCUAUAUUUGUGAUAAUCACAUAUCCAAUGAUUGGAUAUUAUGGAUCAGCUUAUAAGGUUUUCUGGUACUUCUAUGCAAUAUUUUGUUCAUUGCUGUACUUCAAUUAUAUGGGGAUGCUACUUGUGUCGAUGACGCCGAACUUCAUGAUAGCUGGAAUUUUGUCCUCAGCCUUCUACACAAUCUUCAACCUGUUUUCUGGUUUUCUGAUGCCUGAACCGCAAAUUCCAAAGUGGUGGGUCUGGAUGUAUUAUCUUACUCCUACAUCUUGGUCGCUGAACGGUUUGCUUACUUCACAAUAUGGAGAUAUAAAUACAGAGAUCAUGGUGUUUGGAGAAACCAAAACGGUGGCAGCCUUCUUAAAAGAUUACUUUGGGUUUCACCAUGAUCGCUUACCUCUUGUGGCGGUUCUUCUCAUUGCCUUCCCCCUUGUUUUUGUUUCCUUGUUUGCAUAUUUUAUAGGACGGCUGAACUUCCAGCGUAGGUAAACCUUUGGCUCCCUGUAGAGGAUGGAGAUGUUGUAUGCAGCCAGCAAGCCUUUUGUUUGCAUGUAAUGUCUUGA
This is a messenger RNA of Corylus avellana, 4433 nucleotides long. Its product is annotated as pleiotropic drug resistance protein 3-like. Gene Ontology annotation, molecular function: ATP hydrolysis activity; ATP binding; ABC-type transporter activity. Gene Ontology annotation, cellular component: membrane. The record is from RefSeq and is a predicted model, not a curated record. Lineage: Eukaryota; Viridiplantae; Streptophyta; Magnoliopsida; Fagales; Betulaceae.